UCCCACAGUCCCUCCCACUGGGUCUGGCAUUCAGGUAUAGCUCCCUCCCUCCCUCUCUCUAUAAAGACUCAUGUUUGCAGUGUAAUCUCCAGACUUCAACUCAUGGCAAAGUUUUUAUAGCAUUGGGAACAAAAAAGAAGAAAAACUUUAGUGGUCCUCAAGAAACACACCAAACUUGUGCACCUUAUCAACUGUGGAUCACAUCAGUGGCUGAGCUCCAAGCCAAAAUGAGGUUGUGCCUGCACACUGUCAUCUGCUGCUGUGUUUUUACCACAGUCCUGCCACCAGUAACAGGAGCCACAGCAGAGCCUAAUGCCACCCUAAGAAAAAGGUAUAGAGUAUGGCUGCAGAGCCAUGUGAAGAGAGACCUGCCCAAUGGCUCAGUGGCCACUAAUGUGCAGACCUCUGAUAUCCUAGAUGGAUCUUUGCAGGGUGCAAAAGCCCUCCCAUCACCACCAAGCUUUGGGCUUAAUGUAAGACUCAAAAGAUCCUCAUCAAAGCAAACUGGCUGCUUUUUAGCCACAUGUGUAUACCACGAAAUGGUCCACAGAAUACAUGAAAGCCAAAAGGUAAAAGACUGCACUGCCCCAGAGGAAAAGAUGGGCAAGAACGGCUAUGGACGCCGCCGCCGUCGAUCACUGGCAGACAACAUUCAGCUUCCCGUUCAGACUGGGAGGCAAGGAAACUGCAGUGAAGCUGGUCAGCAAGUCAACAGACACAAAACACACACGUAAUGGGCUAAGACAGGCAUGGAAGGGUUAAAAAAUAAGAGUCGAUGUUGGGCUUAUUUGCUCAAAGCAGAUUAUAAGUCCCCUCAGAAGUUUUUAUUCCAGAGAUUUACUACUAAAUCAAAUAAAAGAGCAUCUGUGCAUCCCAUCAAAGGGAGGUUAGGUUGCUCUGGAUGAUUCAGGAUUCAGAUAACACAUACUCAAUAGAUUGUAUACACAGGCUUAGGUGUUGGUUUCGGAGUGUCUAUACAUGAGUGUGAUUUAUUGAUGAAUUGAAGUGAGACCAUGUGGGACUUCAGAAGAAUGUCUGUCUCUUCUUCAGCAUCCAAAGUGAGCUUGGCAGCUGAGACAAAACACAGUUCCUGGGGAUUUGUAAUAGCCAUAAACUGAGGAGGAACCUAUUCUGCAACAGGGGGGUCACUUUUCCUCACCAAACUGACAUUCAUGGGCCCCAAACUGCCAAUUACACAAGUUAAGUGAAUGUGUUUAAUCGCUUGUGGUGCAUAAUCCCCACAUGUACUAAACCUUCAGUUAAAAAACCAUUGUUAACCUGUAUAUACAAAUAUAUAAGAAUGCUGUAAUUUUAUACAAGAUAAAGACAAAACGUAUUUUAUUUGAACUUCAGUGAAGUAUUUGAUGUAUCUGUACUUUGUAAAUAAUAAUUGCCUUGUACUCUUCUUGUCCUUGAGGUACACCAACUGCUCUAACAUUGUUGUGGUAAUUGUAAAAACUUGAUAAUAAAUAGAGCUAUGUGGCAGUUGUAUUUGGAUGGUUUAAGAGUCAGAAAAGAAGUGAAGAGCUAAAUACAGUGUGUUGCUGCCAUCUAGCUUUACUGUAGGAAACAUACAAAUGUCUCAUCUUAUAAUAAAAAGUCUUAAUUCUGAUAUUUAUCUGUGUUUUUCUGAAUGUGAACCAUUCUGCUUUAAUCACAAUUCAGCUGAAAUUCCUUUAAAUGUUACUUUAAAUGAUUUGUGGCUUGUGGUAAAUUCCAACGAUUGUAAUCACUUACAGCU
Melanotaenia boesemani (Boeseman's rainbowfish) is the source of this 1741-nucleotide messenger RNA. RefSeq names its product adrenomedullin b (gene admb). Gene Ontology annotation, molecular function: hormone activity; adrenomedullin receptor binding. The coding region runs from base 228 to 734 and encodes 168 amino acids. Gene Ontology annotation, biological process: positive regulation of heart rate; regulation of systemic arterial blood pressure; adrenomedullin receptor signaling pathway. Gene Ontology annotation, cellular component: extracellular region. The record is from RefSeq and is a predicted model, not a curated record. Lineage: Eukaryota; Metazoa; Chordata; Actinopteri; Atheriniformes; Melanotaeniidae. The transcript has 4 exons.